Molecule: messenger RNA, 2795 nt
Organism: Selaginella moellendorffii
Lineage: Eukaryota; Viridiplantae; Streptophyta; Lycopodiopsida; Selaginellales; Selaginellaceae
Product: pentatricopeptide repeat-containing protein At4g02750-like
Exons: 2
Coding region: 82-2139 (685 amino acids)
Molecular function (GO): protein binding
Source: RefSeq, a predicted model, not a curated record
UGCACCUCAUGCCUUCUCAUAUAUAAAUGAGUAAGUUACCAUGAUCAUCCUGGAGAUUCAAGUUGCGCUUUCUCAGCAAAAAUGGAUCGACGAUACUGGAUCAGUGUGAUCGAAUCCUGUAGAAGCCGCAGUACUGCAAGGGACAUUGACGAUCGAGUCUGCCGUCUCUUCGGCUGUGAUGAUGUCUUCAUGUUCAACAAGCUCAUCGAGAUGCACGGUAAUUGCAACAACAUCGAUCGAGCUCGACAGAUUUUCGACAAGCUCAGCUCCAAAAGAGACGCAUUGUCGUGGGAGAGAAUGCUCGCCGUAUACUGCCGCGGCGAGAAAAUGCAUCACGCCACCCAGAUCUUUAACGAGAUGCCACAACGGAGCCUUCUCUCCGCGACUGCCCUUUUAACUGCAUAUGCCCAUACAGGGCAUAUUGACCACGCAAAACUAACGUUUGAUUCCAUUCCCGAGCUUGAUCUUGUGUGUUGGAACGCAAUGCUGGCAGCUUUCGUCCAGCACAAGAACUUAGAAGGGGCAAAAAGUAUUUUCUGGAGUAUGCCCUGUCCUGGCAUAGUGUCGUGGACCGCUCUACUAACAGCAUGUGCCCAAGAAGGGCAUUUGUAUGAAACAAAAGCACUUUUUGACCGGAUGCCGUUGGUUAACGUGGUGUCAUGGACGGUCAUGAUCUCUGCUCACGCCCAAAAUGGCUACCUCAUUGCCUCUAAGACCCUGUUUGACGAGAUGCCCGAGAGGGAUGUGAUUUGCUGCAAUGCAAUGUUGGCAGCUUUUGCUCAGAACGGGCAUUUAGACAAAGCUCUAGAGCUUUUUGAUGACAUGGAGGAGCGAAACUUGUCCACGUGGAAUGCCAUGCUGACGGCAUUUGCCCAAAAUGGCCACCUGUCAGAUGCCCAGCGCGUUUUCCACAAGAUCCCACAGCGCGAUCUCGUGACGUGGAAUGCCAUGCUUGUGGCAUUUGGAGAAAGCGGUGACGUGGACAGGGCAAGGGGGGUGUUUGUCGAUAUGCCCCAGCUGAAUCUGGUGACGUGGAAUGCCAUGCUGUCGGCAUAUGCCCAGAACGACUACCUUGCUGAGGCCAGAAACACGUUUCAUGCCAUGCCAUGUCAUAGCCUCGUGUCCUGGAAUGUUCUUUUGUGUGCGUGUGCCAAGGAAGGACGGAUCAAGGAAUCUAGGUCUGUGUUUCUCUCCAUGCCAGAGAGAGACGUGGUAGCAUGGACAUCCAUGAUAGACACAAAUGCUCAGUUUGGGCAUUUGGAAGAGGCAAAGCACCUCUUUGACCUCAUGCCACAUCGGAGUCUAGUGACGUGGAACUCGAUGCUGGCAGCCUUUAUCCAAGGUGGACACGUAGAAGAUGCAAAGAAGUUUUUUGAUACCAUGCCACAACAAAACGUAAUCUCUUGGACAGCCAUGCUAGUGGCAUAUGCCCAAGGGCGGUAUUUGGGAGAGUCCAAGGUUAUGUUUGAUGAAAUGCCACAGCGGAAUCUAGUAUCCUGGAAUGCCAUGUUCUUUGCAUAUGCACAGAACGGGCAUAUGCUCCAAGCAAGGAUAUUCUUUGAAAGGAUGCCUAGGAAAGAUUCCGUGUCAUGGAACUCCUUGCUCGCGGUUUACACCCACAACGGCCUCUUCCGCGACGCGUUUGAUGCGUUUGAUGCCAUGAAGAUGCUGGACAGCGUCGAUUCUAGAGACCAGGGUAUAUUCGUGUCGGUGCUGGUCGCGUGUAGCCAGGCAGGGAACGCAUCGCACGGCCGCGGUUGCUUCCAGUCCAUGGCGAUGGAUUUUGGAGUGGAGGCGACACACCAGCACUACUGCUGCGUGGUGGAUUUGCUUGGUCGGAGUGGCUACUUGGAAGAAGCCCAAGAUCUAUUACAAACCAUGCCCUUUGUUCCCGAUGCUUUGGAGUGGACGAGUUUCCUUGGAGCUUGCAAGAGCCACAGUAGCUUCGCCCGUGGAAGCUAUGCCGCGAGGAAGCUGGUGGAGUUAAGUGCCAAGGAAGGAGGAGCCUUUGUUCUCGUGGCACACAUGUACUCGCUCGCUACUAACAAGAGCUCGGAAGAAAAAGAGCCGCGGGCAUGCGAAUCGAGAAUGCGGGCGAUUCAAUCGAUCGCCCUUCAACAAAAUAUGUGUUUGCAAUGAACGUGGUGGUGAAAAAAGUAAGCACAGUGUGGAGGAAGCGUUUGCAAGUUUCCAUGCCACAGCAAAAUGGACUGGCAUAUGCCAUCACGUCUAGAUGAUAACGAGAAGCUUCAGGGCAUAUUCAGGGCAUAUUGCCCAGGAGAGAUUCCGCGUUUUACCCACAACGUCAUCUUCGAGGAAAAAAGCGUGCAGAAACUCGCGAGACCUCCAAACAGCGUGGUGGCGACUCCCUGCUGGAUAUGUACGAGCAUGGAGGACGCUCUCUUAGAUGAAGCGUUCCGUGGACUUCCAUGAUCUCGGAAUAUGCAAGGCGUGGAGAUGGCGAUCAGCCUUCGCAAGAUCGUGUCACAGCAUUUAGGGCAUGCUGUAGCUGGGCAGAGAAGGAAGAAGCUCCAGCGAUCCACGGAAAUCCUGCUCCAGGGACUCGAGAAUGAAGAGCUCUUCCCUGUUCCAACGAUUCAUGAUCUUCACUGCUUUAUAUGCUGUGGUGUUUAUGGAAGAACGGUGGCCGGCACCACUGAUUCUACUUUCCCGAUCACCAUGCUUCCGCAGUCGAAGGAAGAGGAGAUACGAUUCGUCUUGGACGUUGAUAUUUCGUGAUGUGGAAAACUUUAAAAUUUACAAAAUUACAUAGAAAGUUAAGUGACCUUUCCAAA